AUGACGUCGGAACAACAGCAGCUUCUUCCUGACGAGAAGCUCGCGCGGCAACUCCGUGUCAUGCUUAGAGACGAGGAGCUCAUGGCGCAGCUUCCUGACGGGGGUGAGAAGCUCCGUGCCAAGCUCUCAGAGGUUACCUUGCGGCUGGAGGGCGGCGGCGGUGGAGGGAUGGCGGUGGCAGUUAGCGCGGGGAAGGAAGUGGAUGAACGUGUGGUGGACGAGCUGGCAGAGGCGCUGAAGGGCUUGGAUCUGGGAUCAGAGGGUAUGCAUGGCCUCUCGCCCAAGGAGUAUCGUGAGCUGCUCGAGUCUGAGAAGGCCAAGCUGGCGGCGGCAGAGGCCGGCGGUGGAGGGACAGGCGAUGCGUCGGAGAUCGUCGGCGUGGUGCUGCCGGACUCGGACUGGGACGUGCUUCGGAGGGGAAAGAAGGCGCCGCCCAGAGCAUCGGUCACGCGCUACAUCUCGCUGUACGAGGCCAACAUGCUUCACAACGCCUACGUUGCCUUUCUCCAAAAGACAUAUCCGGAUCGCCCCGAGAUCUGGCGGAGGAGGCUCGGCAUCGAGCGUCCGCGCAGCUCGGCUACUGUGUACCAGCCGAAGGACGCCAUGUUCCGCAACACCUCGCUCGCCGACUUUGCCUCGGACGAUGACGAGUGA
Messenger RNA from Thecamonas trahens ATCC 50062, 654 nucleotides. RefSeq lists its product as uncharacterized. The transcript has 3 exons. The record is from RefSeq and is a predicted model, not a curated record. Bases 1 to 654 code for a protein of 217 amino acids. NCBI's taxonomy places the organism in Eukaryota, Apusomonadida, Apusomonadidae.